Messenger RNA from Botrytis cinerea B05.10, 2208 nucleotides. RefSeq lists its product as hypothetical. The record is from RefSeq and is a predicted model, not a curated record. Bases 586 to 2028 code for a protein of 480 amino acids. The transcript is spliced from 3 exons. Lineage: Eukaryota; Fungi; Ascomycota; Leotiomycetes; Helotiales; Sclerotiniaceae.
CUCCUUAAUCCACAUUCUGCCUAGCCCUUGUUUCCUUGCCGUGCACUCAAGCAUUCAGUGUUUUGGCGGUCUUCGGGUAACAUCGUCAUCCGGGUCUUUCAUGCUUCGCUCUCGAUCGUGUUGCUUUUUUGAUCUAGAUUCGUAAUGUGAGUGCUGCCUCUUCCUUUAUAUCUCUUCCCUCAACUUUGUGUGGUGUUGACUUCUGCUGAUACCCGUAACAGCGAACGAGAGAUAUCUACCAGUUCCUCUGUCUCUGCUUCUUUUUCUUUCCUUUUCUUUUCCCUUCCUUCCCGUUCCUUUUUCAACGUAAUCCCAAUCAAAUCGGUGGUGGUGCAAAGCUCAAGCUCAACACCUAGCGUCGUGAUAGCUUGCUCAGUCUCCACAGCAGAAAAGGUUCCCACCCACGGCACUACCGGCACCGCCCAGCUAGUACCUCGACCGAGGAAAUAGUCUUCUCGCCCUUCACCCUCCUGUCCAUUCAAUUGAUAUUUUCAUACAUCCCUCUCUACACGCGCAGGUCGUUAAUACAAUAAUUUCCUAAGUUUUUCUUCUCGAUUUCCCCAAAGAAGCUUUCCUAUCACCAUAAUGGCUUCCUACCUCCCCGACGCCGUCACUGCGCCCAUAACCAAGAGUGCCGACUAUCUCAAGAGUACAAUUGGUGGUUUGACUUGGGGUCCAGCCCUUUCUGUGUCCAAAGCUGCUGUCACUUCAUUGUUCGGACGAAUUGAGCGUGGUACACUCCUCGUAACUGAUGCCGAAACUGGAAAAACAAUAAGUUAUGGGGCGAAGAUUGCAAAGGAACACAAGGCCAAUGGAGUCAAUGGCGUAAAUGGUAAUCACAACCCGCGGAAAGCUGGUGCAGCAAGAAAGAUAGAAUUGAGAGUUAUCAAUCAAGCAUUUUGGGUGCGCCUAUUCCUGUUUGCCGAUAUGGGUUUUGCGGAGGCGUAUAUGUUGGGAGAGGUCGAAUGUGAUGACUUGACUGGCUUUUUCGAACUUUUUAUCCAAAAUCGCAAUCAAUUGGCAAAUGCCACAACUCUAACCUCCUCUAUCGCCGCCACUAUUACAGGACUCGCCCGGAGUACCAACACUCUGUCCAAUUCCCUCCUCAACGUCUCCGCGCAUUACGACAUUUCUAAUGAAAUGUUUGCUGCAUUCCUUUCCGAUGAUAUGACAUAUUCAUGCCCGAUAUGGAAAUCAAUUUCUAGCGCCUCAUUCGAAUUUGAAGAGGAAACACUUGAAGAAGCACAAAGAACGAAACUCGAUCGAUUCAUAGACGGGGCAAAAAUCAAACCCUCAGAUCAUGUAUUGGAGAUUGGGACUGGAUGGGGCUCAUUUGCCAUUCAAGCCGUUAAACGAACAGGAUGUCGUGUAACAAGUUUGACUUUGUCUGUUGAACAAAAGGCCUUAGCCGAAAAGCGCAUUUUCGCAGCCGGCUUCGCGGAUAGAAUUGAAGUGAAACUUAUGGACUAUCGAGCACUACCCGUACCAAAACAACCUUAUGAUAAGAUAAUUUCCAUUGAGAUGCUCGAAGCUGUUGGGGCAGAAUAUCUGGAGACCUAUUUCUCCUGCAUUCAUCGACUAUUGAAACCAGAUGGAAUCGCUGUGUUCCAAUGCAUUACUAUGCCGGAGGGUCGAUAUGAGGCGUAUGCAAAGGGCGAGGAUUUUAUUCGAAAGUAUAUUUUCCCCGGUGGCCAUCUUCCUUCCGUCACACAAUUAAUCGACAACAUCACCAAAGCCUCGGAGGGAACUUUGGUUGUUGAAAAGGUGGAGAACAUCGGAGGUCAUUAUGCGAAGACGUUGCGAUUAUGGAAGGAAAAGUUCUUGACAAAUUUCGAGUCAAGAAUUAGACCUGCCUUGAUGGCGGAGCACAAGGAGAUGGGAGAGAGGGAGGUAGAAGUAUUCAGAAAGAAGUGGGAGUACUAUUUCACAUAUUGCGAAGCAGGAUUUGCAACAAAGACACUUGGAGAUGCAAUAAUCACAGUUGGUAGAGAAGGAGCAUUGGAAUUGAUGGAUGGCAUUCCCCUAUAAUUUCGAGAUCCCGGUUCACAAUUGAGGGUAACUUUUUUCUGCAGCGCUUGGAGUCCAUGGAUGGGAGGGGUAAUGAAUUUUUCUAAUUUUGAAAAGUCUUAGAAGAAUUGGCACUGCAUUAGGGUGGCAGUGUGUUAGACCAUAUAGACUUGUCAUGUUUGUCGUGGAACCCAUAGUAUA